AUGUGUAAGUUUGACAUCAUAACCUGCUCAGCCAAGGAUGCACACUGGAUGAAGCUCGAUGCAAUUUACUUAUGCGCACGAGCACGAUCGACUUUCGUUCCCUGCAGCAUCCACUCAGCAAAUGAAGUACAUCUUCGAAAAUCUACACAUCAGAUGUAUCCUGAACCUUGCCGUAAAUGUCAUCCCAAUAUAGAGCAAGACGUGAAAGAAGCAAUGUCUACUCCUAUCGGGACAAUUUCUAGUGAACAAGAGAUUAUUUCUCAGUCUCAGACGACGUCCAACAAUCUUCGUUAUGAUACACAUAGAAAAGUCAAUUUCAAAAAUAGUCAUGCUUCCGAUAAGCCAUGUGAUAGAAGAGUUGACCGCGAUAGUGUGGAUGACGGUAGCGGAUGCUAG
Molecule: messenger RNA, 396 nt
Organism: Botrytis fragariae
Lineage: Eukaryota; Fungi; Ascomycota; Leotiomycetes; Helotiales; Sclerotiniaceae
Exons: 2
Coding region: 1-396 (131 amino acids)
Source: RefSeq, a predicted model, not a curated record